Chelonus insularis is the source of this 793-nucleotide messenger RNA. Its product is annotated as anaphase-promoting complex subunit 15B. Lineage: Eukaryota; Metazoa; Arthropoda; Insecta; Hymenoptera; Braconidae. The transcript is spliced from 3 exons. The record is from RefSeq and is a predicted model, not a curated record. The coding region runs from base 293 to 691 and encodes 132 amino acids. Gene Ontology annotation, biological process: regulation of mitotic cell cycle spindle assembly checkpoint. Gene Ontology annotation, cellular component: anaphase-promoting complex.
GCUUUACUUGAGAAAUUUUUCUUAAAGUGUAUUUUUAAUUAAAUUCAUCAGAUGGCUCUAAAAGUCAAUUCAAAAAUCAUUAUUUUAUGUCGGUAAUGCAGAAAAAGCCAACAGUUUACCAACAUAAGAUACAAGUCAACAAUAAUUAUAUUCAAAUGGCGCUGUUGAUCAAAAACAAAAUUGAAAAUGACGCCAUAUUGUUUGUGAUUCUUCAUGAAAAAAUAACGCAAAUCUGUAACGCUCGUCAAAACAUAAUCAAACAACAAUUUUUAACGAAAUAAAAAGUAUUAUUAUGGCGUUUCGACCUUUAUGGCCAAAUUUACAACCUCGAGCAACGGAUCCAUUAUGGUUUAAUGCUGAUAAACCUUGUGAUGAUGAAGAAGAAGUAGAAAAAUUGGAGGCCCAAAGUCAAAUUUGGAAAGAUAGAUAUCGAACAAUUAGUAGUGAUCAAAUACCUAUAGGAAAAUCAGCUAGUGAUUUUAGAGGUUCAGAGGAAGAAGAUGACGAAGAGGAAGAGGAAGAAGGUGAGGAGGAAGAAGAAUCUGAUACUCAUGAAGAGGAAGAAGAAGAAUUUGAUGAAAUUGACAUGGAAGUGAGUUAUACACAACAACAACAAAGAUCUAGUCCAACUGAUACUCCUACUGAUCCGGUAUCUAUCCGAAUGGUCACUCAUACUCCUCGAUAUCCUUAACAAGAUCUAUUAUCUCCACUAUUUUCUUUAUAAUUUGAAAAUAGUUCAAGGCAAGAAUUAUGUUCACGUAUAUACAUAUAUUUAUUUAUUUCCAAGUUAUGA